This is a messenger RNA of Sinocyclocheilus anshuiensis, 2894 nucleotides long. RefSeq names its product serine/threonine-protein phosphatase 5-like. Bases 75 to 1544 code for a protein of 489 amino acids. The record is from RefSeq and is a predicted model, not a curated record. The transcript is spliced from 14 exons. Lineage: Eukaryota; Metazoa; Chordata; Actinopteri; Cypriniformes; Cyprinidae. Gene Ontology annotation, molecular function: hydrolase activity; protein binding.
AGGUUCGGCGAACAGCGCUUUACGACCCUCUUGCGGCGGGUGUUUGCGACAGCUCUCCGCGUACACACGGCAGCAUGACGGAAUACGGCAGUGAGAAGAUGGCGGAAGAAGAGCGGAAUGGCAGUGCAGAGAAACUCAAGGAGAAGGCGAAUAACUACUUUAAAGAUAAAGACUAUGAGAACGCCAUCAAGUAUUACACAGAAGCACUGGAGCUGAACCCCAGCAAUGCCAUCUACUACAGUAACAGGAGUCUGGCGUACCUGCGCACCGAGUGCUAUGGCUAUGCUCUGGGGGACGCCACGAGGGCCCUGGAGCUGGACAAGAACUACAUCAAGGGCUACUAUCGGCGAGCCACCUCCAACAUGGCCCUGGGCAAGUUUAAAGCAGCACUCAAAGAUUACGAAACGGUAGUUAGAGUUCGUCCCAAUGACAAAGAUGCCAAGAUGAAGUACCAGGAGUGCAAUAAGAUCGUCAAACAGAAGGCCUUUGAGCGGGCCAUCGCCAGCGACGAGCUCAAACGAUCAGUCGUAGACUCCUUAGACAUCGAGAACAUGACAAUCGAGGAUGACUAUGCUGGACCUAAACUUGAAGAUGGGAAUGUUACAUUGAAGUUCAUGAAAGACUUGAUGGCCUGGUUCAAAGACCAGAAUAAACUGCACAGAAAGUGUGCUUACCAGAUGCUGGUUCAAGUUAAAGAAGUUUUAUCCAAGCUUCCGUGUCUUGUUGAAAUUUCAUUAAAAGAGACGGAGGAAAUAACUAUUUGUGGAGACACACAUGGCCAGUACUACGAUCUUCUAAAUAUCUUUGAGCUGAACGGUUUACCAUCUAUAACUAAUCCUUACCUGUUCAACGGUGACUUUGUGGACCGCGGCUCUUUCUCUGUAGAAGUCAUUCUCACGCUGUUUGGCUUCAAGCUGCUCUAUCCAGAACACUUCCACCUGCUUAGAGGGAACCACGAGACGGAUAACAUGAAUCAGAUGUAUGGCUUCGAGGGUGAGGUGAAAGCGAAGUACACCGCCCAGAUGUUCCAGCUCUUCAGUGAAGUCUUCCAGUGGCUUCCUCUCACACAGUGCAUCAAUAACAAAGUGCUGGUGAUGCAUGGAGGACUGUUUAGUGAGGAUGGUGUGACCUUAGAUGACAUUAGAAAGAUAGACAGGAACAGACAGCCUCCAGACUCUGGUCCGAUGUGUGAUCUCCUGUGGUCAGAUCCUCAGCCGCAGGACGGACGGUCCAUCAGCAAGCGGGGUGUGAGCUGUCAGUUUGGGCCUGACGUUACGGAGCGCUUCCUGGAACAGAACAAGCUGCAGUACAUAGUGCGCAGUCAUGAGGUGAAAGCCGAGGGUUACGAGGUCACUCACUCAGGGAAGUGCAUCACCGUGUUCUCAGCACCAAACUACUGUGACCAGAUGGGAAAUAAAGGAGCUUACAUUCAUCUCAGGGGAUCAGACCUCAAGCCAGAGUUCCACCAGUUUACUGCUGUGCCUCAUCCAGAUGUCAAGCCGAUGGCAUAUGCCAACUCUCUGAUGCAGAUGGGUAUGAUGUAGAGGUCUGAAGUCCACACCAAUCCCUCCGAAUCCACUCUCACAUUCUGCUCAUCUCUGUUUCCAACACACACUUCCUUCCUCGUGUACACACACACACAUUACUGUACUCAUACCUGAAGAUACAUAGAGACGAAAUCACUCAUAUUGGUGAUGGCUUGACUCAAAAAAGGAGCUAGGAAUGUUAUUUGUGCAUUGAUGGAUCGUUCUCGGACUGACCCUCCCCUCGCACUUAUCAUUAACAUGUAGAGUUGCAUAGUUUGAAUUGGAUGUUUAGCUCUGUGAUAAAUGAGCUGAAUUUUACCAAAGAAUGGGCAGGUGUAUAUGACGCAUCCCAAAGUAAGAGUGCUGAUGUAGAAUUAGAGCCUUGUGACCAAGUUAUUAUGAGAAACGGAGGCAAAAAAUUGAUCUGCACUUUUACCCAAAGGUGUGUCUUUACAUAGGGCCUUUAUUUUGAAAUUUUACCCCACGAACACAAUCCCACAUCCUAUUUCAUCUGAGGUACUGUUGGGAGGGAGAACAGUGUGUCAUUUCAAUACUGUAGCAGUGACGGUGUUGUACACGCCAUCGAUCAAAAAGUCACAGGAAACUCCUCCCAGAGCGUCUGUCCUGAGGUCAGAGUUUCCGUGAUAAACGUCACAAAACAAAUUUAGCUACCGUGUAACUUCAGUAGUUUUUUGGCUCUCUUUCCCUUCUUUCAGAAUAGGGAAAAGUGCAGUAUUGUGAAGUUCAGUAAGUGUUUGGUGCAUGUUCUCCACUCUGUAGGCAGCUCCCACACGUUCUUUCUCCCAACAUGCUCUUCUGAAAUGCACUGGAGAUGCUCUAUAACCCUCGUAUAGCCUUCCACUGUCUGUCUAGCAGAUCCCGAACCCUUUGUGUGGACUCCAAAUAACAGCAGAAACCUACCUUCCUCUCUUUAAGCGCACAGCAGCCAUGACUUUUUAGAGAAUAUCAUAUACACCAACAUACAUGUAUGCAUAUAUAUAUAUAUAUAUAUAUAUAUAUAUAUAUUGAAAUUUCUGUGUACAUGUUUGGAGAAAAAAGAAGUUAUUGAAUAAAAAAAUGCCGGUCCAAAUAUGUAGAAUGUGUUCAUAACUUUUUGUGUUCUGUUAAUUGACAUGUUGGCUCCAGUAGUGACACCGGUCAGCAUUGGCUGCAGCUGAUAUUAAAAAACGUUUCAUUCGAUCGAUGAGGACUGAAUGGGGAAACGUGUCCUUUUUUUAUGUCUCAAUACUGCACAAUAGGCAUGGUGUCUGGCGAAAUAUGUUUUAAAUAAAAGUUGAAAAACGGACAAAACUAGUUUUGUGGCUUUCGUGGCUCGCAGAGCUUUAGCUGAUCUUAUCGACCCCAAAA